AUGUCGAACCGGUACGGUGGUGGUGGCUACCGCAACGGCAACGGCUACGGAAACUUUGGCAGGCGUGAAGAAGACUACGACCCGUACGGCGAUGGCUACACUGGCAGCGACAGAGGCGACCGCCGAGAGCGCGUCCAAGAGACGAACGCCGAACGGCAGAUUGGCCAGGUCCUCGAGCAUAUCAAGCUGGAGUGGCCAGCCAUGUGCCAGACUGACUGUGUGCCCGUCCAACUCGCCCUUCAGCUCCUAGACACUAGCUCCGUCGGCCGCGCACACGAAUACAACAAGUUCCGACAGACGCACGACUACCUACAGAGCUCCCUCAAGGGCAUCGUACACGAGCACCACCAGGGCUUCAACAGCUCCAUCGGAACCUUCCACAAGAUUCAGGGCAGCAUACAGGCGUCGCAGAAGAGAGUGCGCGCACUCAAGGACUCCCUGUUGACAUCCAAAGUCAGCCUGUGCACGUCAGACCCUGAACUCAAAAAGCUCUCGGCUACGUCGCAGUCUUACGAUGAGCUUCUCACAGCCCUGAAUGAGCUUGAGGAGCUGCGCUUGGUGCCGGACCAGCUGGAAGCACGCAUAUCUGAGAAACGAUUCCUGAGCGCGGUCGAGGUCCUGCAGAAUGCGCUGCGAAAGCUGCGGAAACCGGAGUUGGAUGAUAUCGGCGCCUUGAGCGAUCUACGGGGCUACCUUGCCAACCAAGAUACGGCGCUCAUGGAUAUCCUCGUUGAGGAACUUCACGAACACUUAUAUCUCAAGUCACCGUACUGCCAGGAGCGGUGGCAGAACCUGGCCAAGACACAGGGUGCAUUCAAGGAGGGCAACUACGAAUCGAUCACCAUCACGCCCUUUCAUCAAGUCCUGGACGCCAUGGACUUCGAAGUGCCGGUGGCCGAGGAUCCAGCUAAGAAUCCGGAGGCUGACACGUUCUCCUACGUCUCUCUGCUGGUGGAAUCUCUGAACAAACUGGGGAGGUUGGAGAUGGCUGUCGACACUCUGAAGCAGAGACUACCCGUCGAGCUGUUUACCAUUGUCAACGAGACGCUUAGAGAGGUCGACCAACGGCACCCCAGCUCAUUGCGCGGCGGCUCUGCCAAUACUCAAGGGCUGCAUAUCUACGGCAACCGGGAAACGCAGAUGAGAGCGGACGUCAUCUACGACCUGCUAUGGACGUUAUUUGGCAAGUUUGAAGCCAUUGCAGAGGGACAUCGGGUACUCCACGAGUCGAUCAAGGCGCUCAUCCGGCGGGAGGGUGCUGGAAAUAACAGCGCGUUGCUGGGAAGCUUUAAGGAGCUGUGGAAUCUCUAUCAAAACGAGAUUCGCUCCCUCUUGCACAACUAUGUCACAACAGAUGCCGAUGUGUACCAGUUCAGCACAUCACCCAAGAUUGGCACUAACAUCAACGGCAAGAAGGACGCUGCUCGGGAACACCUUUUCAAGUUUGCCGAAGGCGACCCGAAGGCUGUGGACAUGGCCACGGAAUACGAGGCUCUGGAAAGCAUCAUCCGGGCUGCUGUCCCUGGUUUGACGGACACGUCUCGCAAACCUGGCGCUGACAAGAAGCGACCGGGGCUGGAUAUCGGCAACACCAAGAGGGGGGGAGCGGCGGGAUGGGAGAAUAAGCAGACGACCGGCACAUACAAGUCCCUCGUUGAGCCCAGCGUCUUCAACAUGAGCUUGCUUCUCCCGCCUACACUCGUCUUUCUCCAGCGCCUAAAGAUGAUUGUUCCCCCAGGCUCAGACCUUGCCACUAGCACACUGACGUCUUUCUUGGACAAUUUCCUGGUCAACGUGUUCCAACCUCAGCUCGACGAGACUCUCGGCAAGCUCAGCGACACCAUCUUUGGCGAAACCGACACAUUCCUGCAAGAUCAGGAAUGGACACAAGUUGCCAGGCGGCCCGUCUUCAAGGGUACAACGGCCUUCUUUGCCAUUGUCACAGCCUUCUGCCGCAUGCUCGGCACCAUUCCCCACGACCAGGCCUUGAGCACGCUCAUCAUUACUCAAAUGAUGAGAUACUACGAUCGCUGCUUCGGGUGGUACAAGUCGCUCGUGGGCAAAACCCAGGCACAGGCCGGCGAGCCCACGAAGCUGCGCAUGUCAGCGGCCAUGGCCCUGGAAGAGGGCGAAGUCCAAGAGACCAUCAAGCAGCUGUGGACCUCCGAGACCCUGGAGCGCGAGCUCUUGGAGAAGGAAGUCGGCCUGCUCAUUGUGCAGACAAACGAGAAGCGCAUGGAGAUGGCCGACAUCAUCCAGGACAAGGACACCAUCUCGUCGCUUUGUCUCUUGUACACCAGCAUGAAGUGGCUCGCGGUCAAGAUUGCGAGCCUCCGUCACAUCACCCGCAACGAGGCCGACUCGUCACGGCCACACCUGAACCGGGGGUCGAACAAGCGGUGGACGCUUAUGAACGACCCCAACAAAGCCACCAGCGAAGAUGGCCCUGUGUACCUCCCCAUGACGCAGGAAACCGUCCAACACGGCCCCUACCUCCUCGACCAGGAAGUCACCGAGCCGGACCCGCAGAUCCUGACCCUCAACUCGGACCUCGUCCUCUACGACGAGACGAUCGCGCGGUACCUCCGCGCCAAGGAGACGGCCUUCAUCCGCACCGGCCUGGGCCUGCUGAUCAACGCCUACCUCGUCACCAACGCGGCCUUCGUCUCGCCCAUGAACGCAAAGGGCUGCGGCCGCAUGCAGCUUAACAUCCUGGUACUGCAACAGAACCUCAAGAACGUCGAGGAGGGCGUCGACCUCGCGCGCGCGUCAAACUACUUUGCCCUCUUCGACAAGGGGCCCGACGCCAUCGUCGACAAGGCCCGCGAGGACAAGGACAAGGACGAGCACGCCGACCCGUCCGAUACGUUCAACUACGAGGAGCUGCGCACCCUCCUGGAGCUGUGCUUCAGCGAGCAGCUCGCGAACCCGGAGCGGGGGAUCGCGAGCGCCGCCAAGAGGCAGAUGGCCGACAAGAUGCUCGGGCUCAGCGAGCACAUGUGGCAGACGUAG
Colletotrichum spaethianum is the source of this 3012-nucleotide messenger RNA. RefSeq names its product putative exoglucanase type C. Gene Ontology annotation, cellular component: exocyst. The record is from RefSeq and is a predicted model, not a curated record. Bases 1 to 3012 code for a protein of 1003 amino acids. Gene Ontology annotation, biological process: exocytosis; Golgi to plasma membrane transport. The transcript has 3 exons. Lineage: Eukaryota; Fungi; Ascomycota; Sordariomycetes; Glomerellales; Glomerellaceae.